Messenger RNA from Fraxinus pennsylvanica, 588 nucleotides. The record is from the annotation of a GenBank genome assembly. Lineage: Eukaryota; Viridiplantae; Streptophyta; Magnoliopsida; Lamiales; Oleaceae.
AUGGCAUCGUCGAUCUCACGGUGGCUCGUCGACCCGAACCGCAACCCGCUUGCCGCCAUCCACAAGAAAACCAUCUCCUCGCGCCUCCGCAAAUACGGGUUGCGCUACGAUGACUUGUACGACCCAAUGUACGAUUUGGAUGUGAAGGAGGCGCUGAACCGGCUGCCAAGAGAAAUCGUGGACGCGAGGAACCAGCGCCUCAAGCGAGCCUUGGACCUCUCCUUGAAGCAUGCGUACCUCCCUGAGGAGCUUCAGGCUAUGCAGACGCCAUUUAGAAGCUAUCUUCAGGAGAUGUUGGCUCUUAUCAAAAGAGAGAGAGCUGAACGUGAAGCGUUGGCUGGAAGUAGUGGCUCGGUGGCAGUUCCACCGAUGCCAGUGGUUUUAAGAACUUCAGGAACAAUAUGUCGGAGAAGAAUACUAGCACGUCUGAUUGUUCAACGCCGCUGUAGUAGCGGCACUGCGCGAGACUCCUCGCUCCAGUCGUCGUCGCUGCGACGGCGUUGUGCGCGCUGCUCUGCACGCUACGACGUGGAUGUGGUGUUUCUUCCCUCCAAUAUUCCUAGUUCAAACAAUACCAGUUCAUUAUAA